Cylindrotheca closterium is the source of this 3219-nucleotide messenger RNA. The record is from the annotation of a GenBank genome assembly. Lineage: Eukaryota; Bacillariophyta; Bacillariophyceae; Bacillariales; Bacillariaceae.
AUGCGAUGCAAAUCAUCUAGAGCACCUACAGUACUGUUUGAGAUUAUGAUUCGUUUCUUGUACCUUGCUCUUCUGUGUCUUGUGACGAUCAAGGCACAGCAGCAGCAGCAGCGACCGCCAUCACCUGAGAAGUGCGACUCCCUGGCGUGUGCCAAUCGUGGAGAAUGUUAUGCCUUUUAUGAUAGGAAUGAUGCAAUCGUGGAUACUCAAUGCAUCUGUCCUUUCAAUUUUACUGGUCCUCUGUGCGAGAUACCCGCACUCUGUGAUACAACGUGCCUCAAUGGUGGCUCCUGUCAAUUUGGUGAAAGUUGGUGGCUUUCAGAUGAAUCUUUUCUACGCGAAGUCUUGGAAAGGUGCACUUUUUCUGGUCAAAGUGUUGAGAAUUGCACAGUCUUGGAGCAAAGGUCGCAAUAUUGUCAAUGCCCACCCGAUGUUUUUGGCAAUAAUUGCGAAAUUGCUUGCGAUCUGCAGUGCCAAAACGAUGGUACUUGCGAAAUAUGGCGGGGAAAUCAACCCCGAUGCAAUUGUGACUACCCCUAUUUUGGGGACUUGUGCGAGGAGACGUGUUCCUUGGAGUGUCAAAAUGGUGGCCGGUGCCUAGCCUAUGACACGAACAAUGAUACCAUUAAAGAGCAAAUGUGUUUGUGUCCAUCCAACUCGACAGGAGCCUUUUGCGAGACGGAGAAACCAUGCUCCAAAGAAUGCACGAAUGGAGGCAGAUGUCAACAGGAGCAAAACUGGUGGCUGGAAGAAGCAGAAUUCUUUGAUGACAUCUUUGAUCGAAUCUAUGAAGACUGUAGUUACAAUCAAAAUGGUACUUUUGGUGGUUUGUCAGACUGCAUGGAAUUGUAUGCGAGAGAAUACUGCGAGUGUCCUCCAGAUACCUUUGGAGAGUUUUGCCAAGUCACCUGCGACAUUCAGUGCCAAAACGGAGGUGCUUGUCAGGUCCUGGGCAACGAGGCACAAUGCCGCUGCCAACAAGGUUUCUUUGGUGAACUAUGCGAAGAAGCCUGCGAUCUUUCGUGCAGUAAUGGUGGACGCUGUGUUGCCUAUGACUCGAACAAUGAUACGAUCAAGGAAAAACAUUGCUUGUGUCCCUCCAAAUUUACUGGUGACCUGUGUACGGAACCACGCGAGUGUCAAAAUGAGUGCUUCAAUGGCGGAAGAUGCAUCAUGGAAGAUGCUUGGUUUCUCAAUGAUAUGGACUUUAUCGAAGAGAUUUUGGAUGAGCUGAGUUCCGAGUGUCUACGCGAAAACAUAUUCAUGGAUCAGUCUAGCCGUGAGCGUUGCAUGGGACUGACGGGAAGAGAAUAUUGUCAAUGCCCUCCUAAUGUUUGGGGAUCACAAUGCGAAACCGCUUGCGAUUUGGAUUGCAGCGGUACAAAUGGGAACUGUACCUUUACUCGUUACACUGGAAGCAGCAGUGACAAGAACUGUAGAUGCCGUCCUGGAUUCUCUGGAGAACGUUGUCAAUUCGAAUGCAACACUCGAUGCGAAAACAAUGGCAGAUGUGUUGCCGAUGGGACCUCGGAAUAUUGUCAGUGCACUCCUUUCUGGGAGGGCAAUCGUUGCCAAACAGAAAAAUCAUGUUCCAAGUCCUGCGCCAAUGGAGGCACUUGUAUCUUUGCCGAUGGCAACAGAUACAAUGACGAGUACCUUGCAUGGUGUCUUGAUGAAAACAAUGGAAAUUGCCAUUCGUUGGAACAAUGUGAUUGUCCUCCAGGCUGGGUAGGUGCAGACUGUAGCUCGCCGUGCCCGUGUCAAAAUGGUGGGACUUGUUCGAGAUGGCGACGAGAAUUGCAACGAGACUUGCAAGGCUCCAAUUGGACGGAUGGCGACCCGGAGUGGCCUCCGGAUUAUAACUUUGACGAAGACGGCAAUCAAGACAGCUACUGUUCAUGUCCAUUCGGAUUCUAUGGCAAUCAAUGCCAGUUUCAAUAUGGUGAUAGUGACUGUUCUCUGCAGUGCUUGAACAACGGAUAUUGUGAAAGAAAUUUCAUUUUCGGCAAUUCUACUAAUCCCGAUGGCUCGAAUAAUCCAAAUCACGAUGACGACGACAACGACAUGGUAAAUGGAUCUGAUCGAAUCAGUGUCGAACGAUGUAUCUGUCCUGGUAAUUUCACUGGACCAACCUGUGGGGAAGUCUUGGAUGAAUGCUACAACAUGUGUCAAAAUGGUGGUGUUUGUAGUUCUCCCACAACCAGCACGCAGCGGUUUGGCGGCCGAGCGUUGCAGUCUUAUCUGACUCCAGAAGAGGAAGGUCAUGACUUUGGCCCUGGACGCUUUGGAGCCUUUUGCCAAUGCGACGAUGGGUACUCUGGGGAGUACUGUGAGCGCAAGGCUUGUGGUUCUGGCUUUUGUGCUAAUGGAGCGGCGUGCAUUGAGCUUCCGGCCGGCCAGACCACUUAUGCUGGAGAUGACUACGUAUGCGACUGUACUGUUGCUUCACUGGGUGCUGGUUUUGAUGACACUAUCUAUAUUGGUCGUCAGUGCGAAAGUGCUGUUCAUCAUGAAUGCUUCAAUGAUGCAACGAACCCAAACGAAAAUUGGCAGUGCGCUAACGACGGACGUUGUUUUUACGGCUCGUCGGGUCCUCAAUGCCGCUGUGACUGGAACUGGCAAGGACCUCGAUGUGAAGUUAAUUCCACAGAUACAAAAGACAUUGCCUGGAGUCAGUGCAAUCUAGCGUGCCAGAAUGGUGGCAGUUGUCUGAAGGGAGUGGUCAAGCCCAUUGCGAGCAUGUUUACUAGAUUCUUGGAGCCAACAAAGAAGUCCGAGCUCUUUGACUUCGCCCCAUCCGCCAACUUUGAAUAUUGUUAUUGUCCAAGCGGUUUCUUUGGCGUGGAGUGUGAAAUGCAGUACGAGCUUUGCGGCAAUGGGGAACAUAUUUGCUUCCACGGUUCUACUUGUGAACAAACCGGUGGCGAGUGGACUUGCGAUUGCAUGGGUACAGAAAGUGCUGGAUUGUACUGCCAGUAUCAAGCGACGGACGAUUGCGGUGAUUCUGAACAGGACACAUUCUGUACGAACGGAUCGACCUGUGGGGCCGACAAGAAGUGUUCCUGUUUGGAUGGAUGGGAAGGCGACAAGUGUGAAGUUGAGAUCAAGACGGCAGCCAUUCAAGGGGGAGACGACAAGUGGUCCGAUGCAAAUUUGACCCGCUCUUCUUUGGCAAUCUUGCUCUGGACCAUUGCCAGUAUCGCUCUAGCCGUAAUGUAG